Danio rerio (zebrafish) is the source of this 6896-nucleotide messenger RNA. It is a transcript of the gene pcm1, whose product is annotated as pericentriolar material 1. Gene Ontology annotation, cellular component: centrosome. Lineage: Eukaryota; Metazoa; Chordata; Actinopteri; Cypriniformes; Danionidae. The record is from RefSeq and is marked validated. Gene Ontology annotation, biological process: cilium assembly; microtubule anchoring at centrosome; protein localization to centrosome.
AUGCAGUCACUUCGAGUGGAAAGCACACUACGCAUUGACACUUUAUCUUGGAUUUUUACAGAGCUUCAUAUGGGAAUUAUUUUUGUGCCACUGUAAGAGUUCGCCACAACGUUCAAGAUUCUGAUUGUUCAUCAUGGCAACGGGUGGCACUCCAUUUGAAGAUGGCACAGAUGAGCAGGAGAUGCAAAACUGGACCAUCUCCAAUGGAAGCUUGGAUGAUAGACUCAACAAUAUGGAUUGGGGAGUGCAGCAGAAGAAGGCCAACCGCUCAUCUGAGAAGAACAGAAAGAAGUUCUCUGCUAUGUCAGAGAGCAGGCUAACUAAUGACAUUUCUCCAGAGUCUACCCCUGGAGCAGGGCGACGGAGAGCACGUACACCCCAUUCUUUUCCUCAUGUCAAAUACAGCACUCAGAUGUCUGUGCCUGACCAGGCUGAGCUUGACAGACUCCGGCAGGUCAUAAACUUCACUGAUUUGGAUGAGAGAAGUAUUGGCAGUGAUUCUCAAGGCCGUGUAACUGCAGCCAACAAUCAAAGACAGCUGUCUACUGAGGCCAAGAAACCUUUCAACUUUCUGCCAAUUCACCUCAACACUAACAAAAGCAAAGAGCCCACUGCGUCCACCUCUUCCACACCUGGGGGCAAGGAACACAAGAAACAGAGUCCUGGGAAAGAGCUGUUUGCCCCAGUUCCAGCAGUAGUUAAAGAACCUUUUAGUCUGGACGGUGCCCAGAGGUUGGGAUUGGAGGAUGGGAGGGGAGAGCUUUCCAUUGACAGCAGUCAGAUUGUCAGUAAACUGGUGCAAAUUCGUGAAUACAUCGGCAAGGCCACAUCCAUGAGAGACGACCUGGUGGAAAAGAACGAUGUGCCUGCAAACGUGGAACGUCUGUCUCUCCUCAUCACUCACUUGAAAGAGCAGGAGAAAUCUUACCUGCGUUUUCUUCAAAAGAUGCUGGUCAAAAAUCCAUCCAGAGAGCAGAAAGAAGAGCUAGAAAACAUGCGAAAGCAGCAUGACUUGCUAAAAAAGAUGCUGGAACAGCAGGAACAACUCCGAGCACUACAAGGCCGUCAAGCUGCACUACUGGCCAUGCAGCAAAGUGCUGAACUAGCCAUAGCAGUGAUGGAUGACACUGUUGUUACAGAGACUACUGGAAGUGUGUCUGGCAGGAGCAUUACUUCAGAGCUCAAUGAUGAACUCAAUGAUCUUAUCCAGCGCUUUCAUAACCAGCUACACGAUUCUCAGUCUCAGGUGGUUCCAGACAACCGACGGCAGGCAGAAUGCCUCUCUCUUUCAAGAGAGGUGUGCCGCUCACGCACUACCCAUAAUUCCCGGGGUCAGUUACCUUCCUCUGCCCCAUUAACUACUGCAUCAACCUCAGCCAGCGCAAAACUUUCUAAACUACAGGAGCUACAGGACAAAAAGCAGACCAUGGACAAGAUCCUCCAAGAACUCCAUUCACUUAGAGACCAGACCCUCAACAACAGUUCCUGUAAGCCUCCCUUCCUCACACAGCGCAUUGUCAGCCAGCGUAGUGCACGUGUAGGCAUGUCAGAGCGUCCUUCAGUUUUGGGUAGAGAGGGAAAUGGGCCACGUCCAGUGAGGCAGGGCUCAUCCACUUACACGCAGAUUGAUGAUAACAGCCACUCUGCUGACAAACUCAGGAAGCUGAAGGAGGUGCACAAGCGAUUGAAUGAGCUAAGAGAGUUGGUUCAGUAUUAUGAACAGACAUCAGAUAUGGUGGUGGAUACUGUAAAUGAGAAUGUGAAGGAGGAGGAUGAGGAAACUGAGGACGGUUCACUUUUUGAGGCCAUGUUUGAUUCAGAGCAGGAGAACCACGAACCAGUUACCAACAUCAGAAAUCCAGCCCAACCACAGACUCCAAGUAACUGGAUGGACAUGAACAGUUUGACAAAGACUCGUAGUGCCUCCAAUAAUAGAGAUGGCCGCCUGAACACAGAAUGUGAAAUCAAUAAUCGCUCAGCAGCCAACCUACGCAGUCUCAACAUCCCUUCAGUCAUAGAAUGUCAGCACAACCGAGACAGGCCUUACGUUGGAGUUAAAGAUGAGGAUGAUGAGGAGGUGCUGGAGGAUGACGAUGGAGCUAGAGGAGGAGGAGGAGGAGGAGGUAGAGACAGUGAUGGUUCGGGAUCCAGUCAUAGGAGCAGUCUGGGCGGUGAUGCAGAGUAUGCUCAGAAAGUUCACCGUCUUCAAACAGCCAAACAGAAACUCAGACAACUUCAAGAACUGGUGGCUAUGGUGCAGAGCGACGAUACAGAUGGUACUACAGCUAAUGAGGAUGAGGGUUUGAAGCAACAACCCAACAAUACACGAGCAACAGCUCCCAAAGCUCAGAGAGACAUUGCCCUCUGUGAUAAGGCCAGAGAGAGAUUGUAUGAGGAGAAACUCAAGCAGCAGCAGCAUGAACUAAAGCAGCUUCAUGAAGAGAGACAGAGACUAUUGGAGAUUCAGGGGAAGAUACAGGACAUACAGUGGGCUUGCCCUGAUCUUCAGUCAUCUGUGAGCAGUAGUGCCAGUGGUCAAAUGAGCAGGAAGAUUCCUGCAGCAGCCUCUACUCCUGCUCCUGUUCCAUUACAAUCUUCUUCCUCAGCUAAAGCCAACACUAGUGGCCUCAAACCCACAACUGAACCUCCUCCAGUCACCGUCACUGACAAUGAGCUGUGGACAGAGAUGCGAAGGCACCAGAUGUUGCGUGAGGAGUUGAGACAGAGACGGAAACAAUUGGAGAGUCUGAUGGCAGAGCAGCAGAGGAGAAGCACACUCCCUGACUCUCCAUUCAGAAGCGACACACACGAGACCCAGUCCUACAGUCGUGAUGAAAGAACGGUGGCCACAUGGGGUGGUUCUACACAGUGUCCUCUUGGUGAUGAGGAUGAUGAUUACUCCUCUGAGGUCGGAGCUGAGGAAGAUGAUGAUGAUGAUGAACGUGAUGAGGGAGAGGAGUCCAGCUCCACCGAUGAACGGCAUGCUUGCUCUACACAAAAACAACGCAACUACAACAGGAAUAACAGAGAGGGUCUGAAAGUUCUCAGGGAAGUUAACACAAGUCCUUCCCCUCGUAGAUCAAGAGGUCGUUCUCGUCAGCAGCCGCAGUCUGAGAGAGGAAGUUCCAGCAAAGCGAAGAGGCAGGAGAACCUGCGAUGGGCAGCUGAUUUGUCUCUCGCUGAAGGUGCUGCACCAGCACACUGGCAGGAGCAGAUCACACACCUCCAGAAACAACUUAACUUCAGCACUACCAUGUGCCAAACUCUGCUUCAGGAUCAGCAGACACUUUCAUACAUGCUGCAGGCUCUGCUCACUGGCCCCUGCGGUGUUGUGCCCAAUAAUGUGACCUCUCCUCAGGUCCCUCUCAUCAUGCACCAGCUAAACCAGUGUUACACACAGCUGGCUUGGCAGCAGAACAAUGUCAAUCGAUUGAAGCAGACUCUGAAUGAUCUGUUGCGGCAGCAGCAGAGCCAGUCAUCAUCUGGACAACAGCAGCAUCAAAGUGUUGCGCAUGAUCCUGCAUCUCCUUCAAUGUUCCUAAAUUACCCAUCUGUCAAUGCACUCAAUAUUCCUGGACUUCCAAAUUUCUCCCCUUUUCCAACUGUUGGAGAUUUCCAGCAGAACCAGGCUAGUUCAGAUCAACAUCAUGAUCCAAAUAUAUCCCUCAAAACGGAGUACAUGAGCUUCCCCCCUCCACUACAGAGAUCUCCACUCAAUAAUGCAGAGAAACGGUUCCAGUCUCACUCUGAUAAUCUGACUGAUGCUAAUAACUCCAGCUGGUUAAACUCCUCUCUGAAUCGUUCUAGUCAGAGGCCCAUUCUUACCUCAGACCAUCCAAGUCAGGUAGAGCAGAACUCGCUUUCCUCAUCUCCUGUCCCUCACCCUUCUACCUCCCGGGAUCGCUCUUAUAUACCUGACUCCCAGGAGUCUAUGAGCAGCCUGCCAGACAGAGCAGACCCAACCACUGUCACCAAGACCUUCAGAGCAGGACGCAAGGCUGCGGCACAGGCCAGCCUGGCAUCCAGAGACAAGACCCCCAACAUGAAGAGCCGCCGGAAGAGAGGCAGGGGACAGAAGAACACUGCUUCUGUGGACAGUGACAGUGUUUCAAGUGACUCCCAUUUUGAAAGAGAGCGCUCCAAUCAGGUCAAAUAUAAAGAGCUCAACCAGGGUCUGUUGGACAAGCUCACACAGGAAAAACUGGACAGCAAGACUAAGAACAGCAAGCCAAACGACCUCUCAUCUGCAUAUGCUUGGAGAACACCUUUUCUCUCUAACAGAAUUGCAUGCACUGAAGUCCCAGAUGUGAGCAGUGAUUUCUCACUCUUUGAGGCCUUAAGAGAAACAAUCUACUCAGAAGUGGCAACAUUGAUUUCUCAGAAUGAGUCUCGCCCUCACUUUCUCAUUGAGCUCUUCCAUGAGCUUCAACUGCUCAAUACAGACUAUCUACGCCAGAGGGCGCUUUACUCAUUGCAGGACAUUGUAACGAGACACCUUACGGAGAAGAGUGUGGCAGAUGAGCAGGCCUCCUCUUUAGGUCCAGCUGUAUGGGCAACAGGCUCCCAAUCAGAGCUCACGCCUAGUGAGAGCUUGGCUACAAGUGACAAUGAUGCAUCUGACAAGAUUGUAACUGUUAAAUCCAACUCUGUAUUGAAGAGGGUACCAGACAGAGACUCCAUGGACAAUGAGAGCCUUCUGUCUACGUCCUCCAACCUUGAACCAUUUGCUAGUGAUGACCUGGGUAACACAGUCAUUCAUUUAGAUAAGGCAUUGGCCAGGAUGAGGGAGUAUGAGCGCAUGAAGCUGAGGGCUGAAUGUAACACAGAUAACCCUGAGCACAGCUCUGCCAUUGCUGCUGCCACCGUUGCCUCACCUCAAGAAAGUCCUGUUUUGAAGGUGAUCUCUUUAAUCACUAACCAAAAACAUGUAAUGCAGAUAAUGAAUGCACAUUGUCCUCAGAUUGACACCCAACAGCUGGACCGACAGAUCAAAGCCAUCAUGACAGAGGUCAUUCCCUUCCUAAAGGAACAUGUUGGGGAGGUGUGUUCACAGAAGCUGCUUAAGGCUGUGAGACACAUGGUGCUCAACCUCACUCAGCAAAAUGACGAAAGCAAAGAGUUUGUUCGCUUCUUCCACCGGCAGCUGGAAGGCAUCCUGCAGGAUUCCCUCAGCAAGUUUGUAGGUCGGAAGUUGCAGGACUGCGGUGAGGAUCUGCUGGUGGAGAUCUCUGAGAUCCUGUUUAAUGAGCUCGCCUUCUUCAGACUGAUGCAAGAUUUAGAUCAGAACACCUCCAAAAACAAACUCAGGACCAAGAGGCGGUCGGACCACACAUCUCCUAAACACUCGCCUCACACUGAGGAGAUGAAAACACUAGAGAGAGAAAAGACGUUCUCACCAUCCUAUUUUGAUGAAGACAGAGAUCAGGAUGAGACUGAGCGGCAAGAGAUGCCUCAUGAGAGAGAAGAGGAGAAGGAGAAAGAAGCACAGAGCAGUGAAGCAUCUGAGGUUGAAGAGGAAGAAGGACUGCCACUUUCUAUAAGCCUGUCUAAAGCAGAGACAAAGGCUCUAUGCAACUACGGCAGUGGAGAAGAUGAAAAUGAAGUGGAGGAGAUGGAGGAGUUUGAGGCUGGACCUGUAGAGGUGCAAACAUCAUUACAAGCCAGCAUGGACAACACUAGUGAACACAGAGAGAGCUCUGCGUUACAAAACGAAACCCCACAGGAAACCAAAUCAGACCAAGACAGCUCAGAAAGUAGUCAGUUAAAUAGUGAACCGUCUGAUCCCAAAGUCAUUGUUCAGCCUCCAGAAGAGGGUGGAGAAGAGGAAAAAUCUGCUUCGGGAGAUGAAGAAGAGGAAAAGGAGGACAGCACUUCUGCUCCAGUCCAGGAAACUCCUCAGAGCUCCGAUUCAGCCAGUCCUGAUACAGACUCUCCAGUCAUGAUCAACACUGAUGAAGCUGGAUCUGGAAAUACCAGUCAGAGAUCGGAUGAGGAAGAUUUUGUGAAGGUGGAGGAUCUUCCUAUUCAGAUGUCUGUUCUGUGUGAGGAAGAGCUGUGUAAGAGGAUCUCAGAAGAACAGCAAAAUAACAACUUGACAGCUGAAAUUCUCAAUGGAAAUACAAGCGAGCUUACGGGAUUGGUGGGAAAUGCUCAAACACUCAAAGAGCCUGAAACCAUUGGAGCCCAGAGUGCAUGAGAAUGAUCUUUCAGUCUUACACUACAGUCCAUCUUUCAUGCAGCAUUACUGUUUAAUGAGCUUAAUACCCUAAGAAUCCUUGGAAACAACAGCUAAGCGAAUCAACCUGUCAGCAUGCGUGAUCUAACAGUUCAAGAGACGGCAAAGAAGUCUCUACACCUGUAAGUAGUUUUAUGGAGAAUGUAGAUGAUGUCUUGAAGCGGGCUCUUGUCUGUCUUUUAAGCGGUUCUGUAGUCUGUAAGUGCUUUUUUCUGUGUUUCUCUUUGUUGAGCUUCUUCAACGGCUGAGGUUUAAGGGAUGCAGAACAUUUGUGUGUUCCUACGUUUGGCAUGGUUAGGCUUUUGUUUUUGCAUUUCUCCUGUGAUUUUUGCCAAUGAAAUACAAAGAGGACAAUAGAUCUUUUGUUUCUCUGGUUCAGGACAAAAUUAAGCAGAAAUGAAAAUAACCCUAUUUAAAUAUAUUUGACAUGAACCAGACUGCACAUUGAAAACCAUUAGGGAUUCAGCAGAAUCACAUGUUAGCACUGAUGGAUUGUCCUGUCCUUUCUUAUUGCACUCUUUUAAAUGUUCUCUUGCUUUUAUUUGGAUCUUUUUUUAAGGCAUGUUGGCCAAUGCUUGGGUUCUCACCCCAUUUCACCUCGUGUAAUUCUCCAAUGUUUAGAUUGAGAUUUAAAACGAAUAAAACAUUGAUUUUUACCAUU